Molecule: messenger RNA, 501 nt
Organism: Lentinula edodes (shiitake mushroom)
Lineage: Eukaryota; Fungi; Basidiomycota; Agaricomycetes; Agaricales; Omphalotaceae
Exons: 3
Coding region: 1-501 (166 amino acids)
Source: RefSeq, a predicted model, not a curated record
AUGCAGAAAGACCUCGAUACAAAAGAAAGAAAUACGGGCAAGCACGAGUCGCGUUUGGCAAAAUCAACACAAAGUGAAUAUCCUCGCGAGCGAGGAAUGCGCUCGAUAUCACGACGGUUCUCAAACGCAUCCAUACACCGAUAUGAAUCGACUUCCUCAAUAACUGAUGCUCCAGCGGGUGCUACAAUCCCCGUGUCGUCAUUGGUGCCUUUGUCAGAACUACCAAACUCGUUUGACUAUUCCGGCUUUUUAUCUUCAAUGAAUCCGCCUUCUGGCCCCAUGACGGAUGAGCUCAACACCGAGGAAAAUUCGCUUACUCCAGUCCACCCCUUCCACAACCUUGGUAUUACUCAGAGCUCAACUUCGUCUGCAGCUCACUCGCGGGAGGACCCUUGCAGAAUCGCUGUCAGAGACAACAGCGAAGACCCAGCCAUAUUCUCACCCGCACCCUUGCCAUCGAGGCGUCUUUCAGCCCUACGCUUAACAUUUAUCCUAAACUGA